Rana temporaria (common frog) is the source of this 1432-nucleotide messenger RNA. It is a transcript of the gene FITM1, whose product is annotated as fat storage inducing transmembrane protein 1. Gene Ontology annotation, biological process: phospholipid biosynthetic process; lipid droplet organization; lipid storage. Lineage: Eukaryota; Metazoa; Chordata; Amphibia; Anura; Ranidae. The record is from RefSeq and is a predicted model, not a curated record. Bases 383 to 1195 code for a protein of 270 amino acids. The transcript is spliced from 2 exons. Gene Ontology annotation, cellular component: endoplasmic reticulum membrane.
GUGUCAUAUAUGAGGGACUCAGCAGCUGAUAGGGGGAUGGGAUAUGUGUCGUCCUUCCUGGGGGGUGAAGGGCAGGAUAACAGCUGUUGUGGAGAGGACCCUGACCAGUGUGGUUCUCGGCUUGUGUGAUUUGUGCUUGUUGCUUCAUGUCUCCUAAGCGAGCUUGUGUUGUGAUGUGAAUGUCUGUGUGUCUUAUGGCCAUUUGCAGCUUCUCUGUUCCUGGCUGCAGUCUCGCACUCACUUAGAUUACUUAUGUAGCUCCUUUCCCUGCAGUUUUGUCUUCAUUAUUACUGCAGCUAGCUUUUCUCUGGCACUUUUCUCCUACUUCUGCACAGGACAUCAUAAUCUUUCCAUCUUUCUUCCUUUUGGUGCCUCUUCUGACAUGAAUGCACUUACAAACUCUAUCUGUGCCCUGGUAUGUAUCUGCUCGCAGGUAUGUGCCCGCAUACUGGGCAGUGUGUGUAUGAGAAGAGGGUAUCACUUGUGGCUGGCAGCAGUGGUCAGUGUGACUCCAUUCCUUCAGGGACUUGGUAACCCCCGCAGCAUUUUCUCCAACUCCAACAACUUCUUCAAUGUGAAGUUUGUGCACUGCUCAUGUGGAUGGACGUUUCUACUCCUGUCUGGAUUUGUCCUGCUUGUGUCUUUGGUCCCCACUCGUCGUCCACUGCUAUGUCUCAUGCAUCUUGCAAGACUUGGCAUAACUACAACCCUAUGUCAAUGCAUUCCCUUCCUCUUCCGAAUCUUGGAGGAUCUGACUGGUUCCUGUCUUCAACCAAUGCCACCUGGUACACUGUUUCUACCACGACUGGAAACUAGGCAAACCUGCCAGGCCGAAGGACAUCAAUGGCAGGGCUACCAUAUUUCUCGGCAGACCUUCACCCUCACCUUAUGCAGCCUGUCUUUGGCAGAAGAGCUAUCUGUGUUUGUGCGCUACCUGAAAAGGGGAUACCCAGCUGGAACUUCUUUGCGUUUAGUCUUCCUAUUGAAUGCCAGUCUUCUGGGGCUUUACAACUUGCUUUUGAUGUGCACAGCUCUUUAUACACAUGAAUAUACACAGAGUGUGGUUGGUGUAGCCAUGGGAACCUUAUUUUGGCACAUUACAUAUCGUGGCUGGUACCGCACAUUCUAUUCUCCUGGGCCACCCGGGCAUGGAAUGUUUCCCAGAUUUGCAGGGGGUAGAAACAAACUGGAAUGAAGAAGAUCUAACAUUUUAUAUGGAAUUUAAAUAUAACAUUUCUCCGAUUUUUUUAUGCAAAUGAUCUGAAAGUAAACUAUUGCCUACUAAUAGAUUUUCAUUCAUAUUUGGUUACUACGAGCAGCUACAAUAUAAAAAAACGGGAGAAGAUUUAAAGUAUAGCAACUGAAUUAACCUUAGUCAUCAAAAAAGUGUAUCCAUGACGAGUAGAGAUUAAAAUAAAGACUACCAGAAGAA